Molecule: messenger RNA, 2106 nt
Organism: Penicillium olsonii
Lineage: Eukaryota; Fungi; Ascomycota; Eurotiomycetes; Eurotiales; Aspergillaceae
Source: the annotation of a GenBank genome assembly
AUGAAGUGGAUUCUCACCUUUGCAGCGGCCGUGUCGGCUCUGCAGACCCUACCCCCAGUCCAGUUCGAGAAAAUCAGCUCUGAUGGCUUUUCAUUGGAGACUGCCAAUCGGACGAUCUAUUUGGAAGCUGGCUUUGCGUCUUGGAGGGACCAAAAUGGGUUGACUUUGAUUCCGCCCUCCGCCCACGAGUUUGCAACCACCUUUCGCGACGACUUGCAGCAGUUGACGAAUAGCUCCUGGGAGCUUCGGACGGUGAAUCGGUUCCCCCACCAUGCCUCUGGUAUAUUCCUCGGUCGCGUGGACAACUCGACACACUUCGCCUACGAGAAUGGCCGCGAAACCGAGGAAGGAUACGAGUUGGAGGUCGAGAACGACAGCGUGGUCAUCAGGGGCUCCGGUGCGCGCGGCAUGUGGUGGGGAACGCGAAGCUUGCUUCAGCAACUCGCACUCACACCAUCGUCUAUACAGGCUGGGCGAGUGGAGGAUGCGCCCGCGUAUGCCACGCGUGGGUUCCUGCUCGAUGCCGGCCGCAAGUGGUAUUCUCUGGACUUCUUGAAGGACAUUUGUACCUAUGCUUCGUACUUCAAGGUGUCGGAGUUCCACUAUCACGCGGCCGACAACUACCCUCUGAGUCGUGGCCCCAAUGUGACCUGGGAUAAGGUCUACUCUCAGUUUGCACUGCAUCCUGAGGACCCGGCUCUGCGACCGCUCGUCCAGCGCCCGAACGAAACUCUGUCCCGAGGCGAGUUUGAUGAUUUCCAACACCACUGUGCGCAACGAGGAGUGACGGUGAUGCCGGAGAUUGAGAGUCCGGGCCACUGCCUCACGGUGACCAAAUGGAAGCCCGAACUAGCCCUUGACAACAAGGACUUGCUGAAUAUCUCUCAUCCCGAAACAGUCCCACUGAUCAAGUCUAUCUGGGCUGAGUUCCUUCCUUGGUUCCACACCAAGGAGGUCCACAUCGGCGCCGACGAGUAUGACUCCGAGUUUGCGGACGACUAUGUCAGAUUUGUGAAUGAGAUCUCUCGAUUUGUCUACCAGACCUCCGGCAAGACUGUGCGCAUCUGGGGAACAUACGAGCCUUCCAACCUAACGAUUGACCACAACGUCACUAUCCAGCACUGGCAGUAUGGACAAUCAGACCCAGUCGACCUCGCCCGAAAUGGCUACACGGUUAUCAACUCUGAGGAUACGUGGGCGUACAUGUCGCUCAAGAGCGACCACGUACCUAUCAGUCCCGCCCCUUAUCCUCUGAUCUUCAACAAUACCCGUAUACUCAACUUUGCCGACCGUGAAGGAUGGCAAUGGACACCGCAGCUAUUCAACCGAGUGAAUAUUACGGAACAGCCAGACGCCGACGCCGUGCCGGGUGCUCUCUUGGCUGCCUGGAAUGACAGUGGACCAGAUGCAACAACCCAGCUCGAAGCCUUUUAUGCUAUUCGUGAAGGCAUACCCGUCGUCGCCUCCAGGGCGUGGUCUGGCUCCCGCGGACCCGGUCUGAAUGUGCAAACCUUGGACAAAUCCAUUACUCGGUUGGCUGCUCAUGCAGUGGGGCAGAACCUGGACCGAAGGCUUCCAGGGGAGAGCAAUCACCACACCUCCCUGACAUGGACCAAGCCACAGAAGUCCCAGGAAAGCUAUAAUAUUGGCCACGGUAGCAAGGGCAUGAACCACACACUCCGCCUGGAUGUGACUGGCCCCUUCUCCUUGAAGUCUUCCGAUGCAACCCUCACACUGUCACCAAGCGGCGAGCUAACCUUCGUCUCUGACGGAUGGCCAUAUUCGCUUCGAUCUGUCGCCGAGACGGAUGGUUUCGACUCAACGACCCAGCCCGGACGUAUCUGGACCAACCAGACCACCUCUACCCAUGAGGUUGUCAAUGUCCCUCGCAAAUCAACCAUCACUAUCUCUACAACUGCGAAGUUUGGCAGUCGGGUGUGGAUUGAUGGUAAUUUUGCUGGAAGAUUUGAGGUUUUCAUUUACGGUGGAAAGAACAAAGUCUUCUCCUGGGCUCCGAUGGCUUUUGUUGCACCAUUGGAGGAACUGGAAGGGUCUGGCUUGCAGCGGCUGGAAAUUGAUGCUGGUAAUGUACAGAUUCGGUCAUAA